AUGGCUCCUUCUGGUCCUAGCAAGGCUGAGAGGUCAGGCCUGCUUUUUCCACUGUCAUGUCUGCUCACUCAGCUGUUCCAGCCAUAUGGUUUUCCACCCACCGGUGCAUUCACUCCUGAGGUGUCAGCGCUUGGCGCUCUUGGCCUCAGCGGCGCUCCGGGUGAUGCAUCCAGAGUUAUAUUGGGCCUCGGUUACAACCCAGAUAACACUCGCUCAAUGGGCUAUGGACAAUGGCCUCGAUGA
Messenger RNA from Suillus discolor, 243 nucleotides. RefSeq lists its product as uncharacterized. The record is from RefSeq and is a predicted model, not a curated record. Bases 1 to 243 code for a protein of 80 amino acids. Lineage: Eukaryota; Fungi; Basidiomycota; Agaricomycetes; Boletales; Suillaceae. The transcript is spliced from 2 exons.